AUGGGGUCCUUCCGGCCCGUGGCCUGCGUCCCCCGAGGUGCCUGCGGUCACCCGGGAGCAGACUUGGCCGAUGGCCCGCCGCCCCCGCAGACCCAUGCUGGGCGCCCUGGCCGGCUCAGAGAGUCUUCUGAAUUGCUCAUUUUCCCCCUCGAACUUCCACCGGUGAAAGAAAGCAGGCCGAGCCUGGCAUCUGCACAGCGAGGGAGCCGCGCCAAGCCCACGCGCUCCCGCCUUCAGGACCCUGGAGAGCGGCCGCCGCGCCCUGGGGACCCGCACCUUGCCCCCUCCAACGCCUCGCCGCCCGGUCCCUUGUAUUCGCUGCUUCCCGCCUCCACCUUCCCGGACCCAACAGUGACCGUGUGCUGGUUUUGUUUCUCUCCUCCGCCUCUCGCCCUUCCCGCCGCCCGCCUUGCACAGCUUGCAGACUCACCCGCUGUCCCGAAGCUGCUCAGCAUCCUUUCCGGCACGCUCUCCGGCCUCGCGCGCUUCUUCUCUCACCUUCUCCGGCGAUCCCCUCCAGAGGCUCCCCAGAGGCGUCCGGACUUCUCCCUUCUUCUUCCUGCCCUGCCAGUUGCUGGGCUUGCGCGGAGGCCCGAGGAGCGGCCGGGCCGCCUCUCGCUCCUGCUCAGGGUAGCUCUGGCACUGCCCGGCCGACCCCCCGGGAGACGCCUGCCCCGGGAUGAGGAAGCCAGCGCUGGGCAGAGCUCGCCCGUGCCGGUGAGUACUGUGGUCUCCACCACCCCAUCCGCGGCCUCACCCGGCGCCAGCAUUUCUAGUUUCUCCCCAUCCCAGACUGACCCACUCCACGUGCGGCCAGCAGGGGCUCCGGUCAGCAAGCAGUGGGGGAGGGGGCGGAUGGAAAGAUCGUGACCGGGCUGAGUACAAUCAAAGAAAAGGCGCCAGCCUGACCCUCCCUCCCCCCUAGAGACCCUCGAAGCUACUUUUCCCGGGCCAUUUCCUUCCAGGGUCAACGGAAGAGGGAGGGAGCCCGCGCCCUCCCCAAAGCUCUUCUUAAAGUCUUCUUCUCUA
Sus scrofa (pig) is the source of this 1029-nucleotide messenger RNA. The record is from RefSeq and is a predicted model, not a curated record. Lineage: Eukaryota; Metazoa; Chordata; Mammalia; Artiodactyla; Suidae.